This is a messenger RNA of Apis laboriosa (Himalayan honeybee), 1387 nucleotides long. Its product is annotated as odorant receptor 13a-like. Bases 81 to 1316 code for a protein of 411 amino acids. Gene Ontology annotation, biological process: sensory perception of smell; detection of chemical stimulus involved in sensory perception of smell. Lineage: Eukaryota; Metazoa; Arthropoda; Insecta; Hymenoptera; Apidae. Gene Ontology annotation, molecular function: olfactory receptor activity; odorant binding. Gene Ontology annotation, cellular component: plasma membrane. The transcript is spliced from 6 exons. The record is from RefSeq and is a predicted model, not a curated record.
ACUGCGAUAAUCAAUAUUCACUCUGUAUUGGUACAGUUCGUUGUACGAACGUAUCAGCCAGUUUAUUAAGUGAGAACGAUAUGAAUUUUCUCGAAAGCGACGUAUCUGUCAGCUUGACGUCAAUUUUUAUGAAAUUCGUGGGAUUAUGGAUGGCGGCCAACGAAUACGAACAACGGAUAAGAAACAUCAUGGUUAGUUACAACGUGUUCGCUAUUCUUUUCGCUCUAUGGAUACAAACUAUGGAUAUAUAUAACUCGUGGGGAAAUAUUAGAGCGUGUCUCUUCUCUACCUCCAAUACGCUGUCGUUAAUUCUACCCCUGUUGAAGAUAUUCAUUCUGCUUAUUCACAAAGAAGAUUUUUUCCGUUUGAUUCUGUACAUGAAAAGGAAUUUUCUGGAAUUACAAAAUUACGACGACUACGAGAGAAAAGUCGUGAUCGAUUGCAAGCGGAAAUGCACCUUCUUCAUUUGUUUCUUUACGUUUCUUACAAUGGCGACUACUGCUUCUUACAUCAUUACUCCAAUCAUUGGAAAUAUUGGAAAAAACGAGUCGGACAGAGUGCUCCCAUUCAACAUGUGGAUUAAUUUACCACUAAAUAUGACUCCAUAUUUUGAAAUUACGUUCGUUUUACAGGUUUUGUCCCUAUAUCAAAUUGGGGUGAGUUACUUCUGUUUUGAUAACUUUUUGUGCAUUAUGAAUUUGCACGUGGCUGGACAAUUUAAAGUGUUGCAAUAUAGAAUUUCCAACAUAGCAGAUUUGAUAAUUAAAAUGGAAGAGAAAAAGGAAAAGUUAAUUAUAGAAUCGAUGUAUUAUUCAAAUAAAUGUUACAGCAUUUUUAAAAAGUAUAUUCGCCAACAUCAAGCUCUUAUAGCGUAUUGCAGAAAAAUUGAAGUGGUAUUCAAUUGGAUUGCACUAGAGCAAGUUUUGAUGUUCAGCUUGCUAAUUUGCCUCGAUGGAUAUCAAAUACUCAUGGCAAAUGGAGAUAUCAAAACACGUGCAAUCUUCAGUUGCCAUAUAUUAUCAUGCCUAUGUCAAUUACUGAUGUUCAGCUACAGCUGUGAUUGCAUUAUACGAGAAAGCGUGAGUGUAGCUACAGCAGCAUACGCAGGAUCUUGGACGUUACUACCAAUGACUAUAAGCGGAAUGAUGAUGCGAAGAGAUUUGGUAGUAGUCAUUAUGAGGGCCAGCAUACCUUGUUACUUGACAGGAAAAGGAUACUUCAUCGUGUCUCUCGAAACAUAUACCAGUGUUUUGAGUACCGCAGCAUCGUAUUUUACAUUGUUACGAAACAAUAUAGAAAGUGGGAACGAAACAUAAUUAAUAAUACAAAUUUUCAAUCAAAUAAUCGAAUAAAAAAUCUAUUAGUUAAAAUUAUAUGAUUAUUGUUG